AGUGCUGAAACAAUUUUUUCUCUUUUCUUUAAUUAGAAUUUCAGCAUAACACUUGGUCAUGACACUUUUGAAGCUGCUGGAUAGCGUCAAAUUUAUGCAUGUGAAAUAUAGCUCUUUUUUUUUUUUUUUUGGGAGAAAAGUAGAUGCCGUCCCACAGGGGUCAACAGUGUUUGAAGAUGAUAAUUGGCACUGAGCUCAUCUUCCACAUGCUCUCCUCCCAAUGGAACCACAAUGAGCAAAGUGUUUGAGGACUUGGGAGGUCAGAGUGUGUGCUUGUUUUCAGACAGGGAGGGGAGAUCUGGUGUGGAACAUAAAUUGUGAGGAAGAGGAGGAGGAAGAUUCCAGAGAAUGAGUUGCAGACGUUCAGAAGCUCUGUGAUUGAACUGAAGGGAAAGCAGACCAUAUCAGGUUCACCAAGAUCAGGACUUCACAGUAGAGGACCAACUAGAGAAGAUACUUCAAGAGAAGACGUGCCAAUAGAUAAAAGUUAUGGUGCACAUCUGCAGGCUGCUUGUGCUGACGGGGAUGUUGCUGUGUCUAAGUGCCCAGUUUGCCAGCUCUCAGCACUGGUCUCAUGGCUGGUACCCUGGAGGAAAGCGAGAAAUAGACAUUUACGAUACCUCAGAGGUUUCAGAGGAAAUUAAACUCUGUGAAGCAGGAAAAUGCAGCUACCUGAGACCCCAGGGAAGAAACAUUCUGAAGACAAUACUGCUGGAUGCCCUCAUACGGGAUUUCCAAAAGAGAAAGUGACACCAAGAUGACGCAUCAGCCCUGUCCAAAAAAAAACGACCUUUCCAGCAAACACAUUAGGAUCGCAUUUCCAUCCAAAGUCUAUGAAUAUAAAUAUUUUUUUGUGAUUUUCUUUUUCUUUUUGUAUGUUCUACAUUUUGUUCUGUUCGUGAGUAAACCUACUGCCGGCAUUAUGUAACCAUUGCAGCAGUUCCUACAAUAAAGGCUUUAUUUUGGUAUUUUG
Megalobrama amblycephala (Wuchang bream) is the source of this 973-nucleotide messenger RNA. RefSeq names its product gonadotropin-releasing hormone 2 (gene gnrh2). Gene Ontology annotation, molecular function: hormone activity. NCBI's taxonomy places the organism in Eukaryota, Metazoa, Chordata, Actinopteri, Cypriniformes, Xenocyprididae. Gene Ontology annotation, biological process: multicellular organism development. The coding region runs from base 490 to 750 and encodes 86 amino acids. Gene Ontology annotation, cellular component: extracellular region. The transcript is spliced from 4 exons. The record is from RefSeq and is a predicted model, not a curated record.